AUGGGGGAUCCAAACAUCCCUCGAGCUCUCCGGAGCAACACCACUCUGCCGAACGCUACCUCAUCUCCGUAUAGAACUUUCUCCGAGAUCAGAACUGCGAUUUUAGCCUCGACCGAUAACGCGGAACUCACGUUCAGUAAUAUUCCUCCAAGUAUCGGGCCCUCCGUUUUCGACGCGCUUUCAGAAGAUCAUAGUAUUGAAAACCUUACACCACGCAUGAAUUAUAACUCCCUCACGCACACAUUCACAGCUCGAGUAAUACCAACUCGGAUUCAUGAUGUCCCCCAGAUGUGGCUAUCAUUGGAGAUGAGGAUAAUGCAGGUUUCAGGCUUCUUGUCUCAGGAAGAAGGCCAGCAUUUAUUGACUGUGGUUGGAACAACGUUCGAGGGCUUUGCAUACCCCUAUGUGGGUUCCAGGAAGGAGCCCGAUUGGGCCAUUCUCCCGAAUUCAGAUACACUUCCUUCUGUAGCGGCGGAGUCGGGAUGGUCUGAAAAUUGGCCAGCCUUGAUUGGUGAUAUGGAGUUGUUGCUUGUGGGAGGGCGGCCGAAUGUCCAACUGGUUUUACUGUUCAAAUGGUCCAAACGAGCCCACAAUCGUGUGGCAGGGGAGUUACGCGUCUACGAGCGGACUCCAGCGGGCAAUACAAGCGAACGGCUUCGUUCGAGUAUUUUUCCUAUCCCCGGAGGGGGCCUUGCCGGCAUUCGAGUGACCCGUGGGGAGCUCUUUGGUGUAUCUGGUGUUUUCCCGGGGCGGAACGCGGCGGACUUUUGGGAGCUUUCGUUGGUAAGGCUGCGAGAGAUUGCGGAGCGGAUGAUACGGGCCAGAGGAUGUGUACCAGCAUGA
Molecule: messenger RNA, 843 nt
Organism: Aspergillus versicolor CBS 583.65
Lineage: Eukaryota; Fungi; Ascomycota; Eurotiomycetes; Eurotiales; Aspergillaceae
Exons: 3
Coding region: 1-843 (280 amino acids)
Source: RefSeq, a predicted model, not a curated record